This is a messenger RNA of Protopolystoma xenopodis, 930 nucleotides long. The record is from the annotation of a GenBank genome assembly. Lineage: Eukaryota; Metazoa; Platyhelminthes; Monogenea; Polystomatidea; Polystomatidae.
AUGUCGUAUAAUGAUGAUAUGUAUGAAGAGGAGGAGUUAUCUGUAGAAUAUUCUUCAGACGAAAAUUCCGAACCAGAUGUAGAUCUUGAAAAUCAGUAUUACAAUGCAAAGUCAAAAAAAGAGGACAACCCACUCCUCGCGAUCGAGGAAUUCAAGAAAGUCCUCUUUAUCGAAGCAUCUGGCACGAAAGGGGAUUGGGGAUUUAAGGCGCUCAAGCAAAUGAUAAAAAUAAACUUUAAGCUAGGGCUUUUUGAGGCUAUGAUGGAAAAUUACAAAACUCUGCUUACUUACAUAAAAUCCGCUGUCACAAGGAAUUACUCAGAGAAAUCGAUCAACUCUAUACUUGACUAUGUAUCUACCUCAAAACAAAUGGAUCUUUUGCAGCGUUUUUAUACCACAACUCUUGAAGCUCUUAAGGAAGCUAAGAAUGAGCGCCUCUGGUUUAAAACAAACACUAAACUUGGUAAACUUUAUCUUGAGCUUGGCGACUAUGUACAGCUACAGAGGAUUGUUAAAGAGUUAAGAGACUCCUGUCAGACAAAUGAGGGUGAAGACGACCUAAAGAAAGGGACACAACUUUUGGAGAUAUAUGCCCUCGAGAUCCAGAUGUACACCGCACAAAAAAAUAACAAAAAGCUCAAGGCUCUCUAUGAGCAAUCUCUACAUAUAAAAUCGGCCAUACCUCAUCCGCUUAUAAUGGGUAUUAUUAGAGAAUGUGGUGGAAAGAUGCAUCUCCGUGAGGGAGAGUACGACAAAUCGCACACAGACUUCUUUGAGGCAUUUAAGAACUACGAUGAAUCGGGUUGCCAAAGAAGGACUCAGUGCCUGAAAUAUUUAGUACUCGCCAGCAUGCUGAUGAAAUCUGGCAUAAACCCAUUUGAUUCACAAGAGACUAAACCCUACAAAAAUGAUCCACAAAUUAUGGCAAUG